AUGGAGACUACUAGCAAGAUUAUCAGAAGUUCUAUCUACAUAUUUCUUUCCAACUACCAUUACUUCACCAUCUCAGCAAUUCUUGCCUUGCCAUUUUCGGCUUCAGUACUCCUAUCGCAGGCACUUGUACCUUCUUCUACUCUUCUUCCACCGAUACAAAUUAGGCUGCAGGCUCUUCUUAAUGCAGCAGGCUUACCAUCAUCGUCGGAAAUCUUCAACAUUUUCAGCUUAAAGCUCUCACAAACCAUCACUUCUACGGUUUUAGUUCUGCCUUUUACCUUUUCUUUUCUCAUCCUCGCGAAGGCUUCUGUAAUCAAGGCUCUCUCACAACAAAAACCAUCUCAAAUAAAAAUCUUUUCCUUCAUUUCCAUUCUUAGCCCUAUUUUCUCUACACAAAUCUGGACCUCAUUACUAAUUCUCUCUGCGAACGCUACUUCAUUCUCAAUCCUAACCAUUGCAUACAAUUUUCUUGAUGUGUACAAAUUAUUGUCAACUUCUACAUCAAUUGUCCUUUUUUCUGCAGCUGCAGCUAUUCUUUACUCUAUAAUUCUUGCUAAUGCAUUCGUUAUUAGCAAUCUGGCCGUGGUUUUAUCAGGAAUGGAAGCGAAAGGAGGGUGUAUCUCAUUACUCAAGGCUUGUGUUCUGAUCAAAGGAAGAAACUCGAAAGCUAUAUCAUUAGCACUGCCUCUUAAUUUGGCCUUAGCCGCAAUUGAGGCUCUGUUUCAAUAUCGUGCUGUGGCAGUCCUUUCUUCCAAUGGAUUUCCAAAUUUUUCGAUGACUCUAGAGUGCAUUGUCAUUGCCUAUUUAUACUCCAUCUUCAUCGUUCUUGAUACAAUCAUCAGUUGCAUGUUUUUCAGAAGCUGCAGAACAGCUUUUUUGGUCGAAGAUCAGAACAGAUACUCCCACUGCAUUGAUAUUUCAAAAUACAAUCAAGAUCACAUCAUUUCUUGUGCAAAAUUGAAGAGUAUAGAAGAGCUUCCUUAG
Daucus carota subsp. sativus is the source of this 984-nucleotide messenger RNA. RefSeq lists its product as uncharacterized. The record is from RefSeq and is a predicted model, not a curated record. The transcript has a single exon. The coding region runs from base 1 to 984 and encodes 327 amino acids. Lineage: Eukaryota; Viridiplantae; Streptophyta; Magnoliopsida; Apiales; Apiaceae.